Molecule: messenger RNA, 2286 nt
Organism: Aspergillus calidoustus
Lineage: Eukaryota; Fungi; Ascomycota; Eurotiomycetes; Eurotiales; Aspergillaceae
Source: the annotation of a GenBank genome assembly
AUGCACAAGCUUGCACAAUCGUACAUGACUCAGCCAAGUGAGCACUCGAUCAUCGAGCAAAGAUCUCUCCGCGGCCUCCGCGCUCAACGCAACACCCACAACACCCAUCCCAAUUCAAUGACAGGAAGAGCUCCAUCUACAGGUACCGCCCGGAGCUCGUUCCGCGUGCGCGCAUGUGACAAUUGCAGACUCCGCAAGAUCAAAUGCGACAAACUGGCACCAUGUUCGAGCUGCAAUGCUUUGGGAAUUUCCUGCAGCUCUGCAGGAACUACUAGUACACCGGCCACUCCCGGUACAACACGGCCGCAAACCGACGAAUAUGAACAGAGGUUCCACGCGAUACAGGACCAGCUCAACUCUAUUCAGCACACGCUCCUACAGUUCUCUAGAGCGUCAGCUGUUCCGCCGGCUGCUCGUGCUCCCUCACCUGCGGUCCCGGCCAUCGCGGUUUCCAGCCCGGCGCCAGCGAGACAAACCAUACCUGCGUUCGAAGGACAGUCCUCGUUUCACCAUGAGACACUUGUCGCAAGAGAUGCUGCCCUUUCCGCAGUUGUCGCCGCUCGGAGCGGAGAACUGAACGACCAGGUUUCCUCUGCGCUGUCGUCGUUGAAGAAUAGUCUCGACACUCAUCACACACCGGCCGCUUCGCCGAGACCAGUCGAAGAGCAAGUCCCGAGAGAGCCAUUACUGCCUGCCGAUCUUGUCGUUGCAGUGGUGAGAAAGGUGAAAGCACACCCACCGUUCUUCCUCGUCAGCCAGUCGUGGAAAAACACCCGUCAAUUAGAGUCGCUCUGCCAGUCAAUCUACUUUCCCUUGGAACCAGUCUCGACCGGCACAUUGACUCUCCUCCACGGUUUGUUAUACUUUGUCAUCCGUGAUUACAUGCACGAAGGCGAUCCUGAUCUCUCGCGGUUUGAUCUUGCUUCGAGCAAGGCCUUUUGUGAACGGAGUUUCUCCGCAGGUCUCAACAGCUAUCAGAUGAUGGUGGAUCCUUCUCUAGAGAAGGUGCAGGCCUUGCUGAUCGGAGUCCUCAAAGCGCAGGAGGAAUUUGAUAUCCAACGGUGCUGGACCUACCUAUCGCUCGCGUUCAACAUGUGUCAGACAAUGGGCUUGCAUCGCAACGCUACCACACUUGCUGAUCCGUCUCCCAUCGCCGACUCCAAACGCCACGCCUUUUGGUCACUGUACACCAUCGACAAGAAUAUUUCAUUGAACAUCGGCGUGACAUCGCAUUUCCAAGACCAUGACAUCGACACAGAACUCUAUACUCCAUCGCAAGAUCACAAACAACGGUCUUGGGAUCUCAUCAAUCUCAUCACUGUCGAGUUCGCCGCUAUUCAAGGAAAGGUAUACGAUCAGCUGUACUCGAUAGGCGCUUCAAGAGCACCAGAGGAGGAGAGACUCACCAGGAUCCACGCACUGUCCAUGGAUCUCAUGAGUGUGCGGAACAAGUUGCUAGAGAUCGACGUCAGCAAGGGCCUCUACGCAGACUCCCUCCACGGAAUGACCGCCUGCGCCGAUUUCAUCGCAUACUCUGUGCUAACCGUCAUCUACCGCGCCCAGACCCGCGCCCGCGAUGCAAUGGCCGUCUCAUCACAAUGCUACGAAGCCGCCUCGAUGGCGCUACACAGCCAUCUCAAAUGCUUCACCUACUUCCGCGACCGGCAGGCACAUAAGCAGGCUGAAUAUGUGAAUUCGAUCCUGCUCUAUCCCUCGUUCACACCAUUCGUAAUCGUCUUCACCCACGCAAUCACGACAGCCAGCGCCUCCGACCUAACCCUCCUCCAAGAAACCGUCCGCUCCCUCGACCUGAUCAAAAACGUCUCUCGCGGGUCAAUCCACCUAUACACGAUCUGCGAAGCGUUCGCCAAAACCGCACAGGUCCUCGUCGACUCGCGACAGACACUAACGGGUCUAGCGCAGCAUCAUGACGGAUCUCUAAUUGCCGAAGGCGAAGGGCGGACGAGUAUCGCGCUGCCCGAUGUGAUUUGGCCGGAGGAUCUGUUCGACACGCAUGUGGAUCAGGCGGAUAUUUCGAUGUUUCUGAAUGAUUUCAUCGGGACGAAUCGGUCGGUUAUGGAUAUGUUGAAUUCGGAUUAUAUGACUGAUUACGGGACUGGGAAUGGGAAUGGGAAUUAAUGUACAUGUGACUACUUUACUUUUACUUCAUUUUGUGUUUCCACUUGUCCUCCCUGUCUCGAUACUCUGCUUCAUGCUCCAGUCCUCCACUCCCACCUUGAUACUCGAUACCGCACCACAUGAUCUCUUACGCUCCGCACGAUGUUU